AUGCCGGAUUUUGAACGUGUUAAAAAAAGUCGCAAUGAAGACGAUGACGUGGAGGUGCAAGCCAGUCGCGUGCUGCGCGUGAUGAAUAACGCAAUCGCCAAACUAAAGAUUGCGACGUGCCUCCCUGCCUUUAUUAGCGACGACAGUCUUUUGCUGAGGAAAUAUCUGAGAAACGACGAAGUGGACUUCAUUCAAGUCACUUGCGAACAGUAUAUCUCCCCUCUGGGCCAACAGGCGAGAAUGACAAAGAAAAAUUCGGUGGCGCAUCCACGUAUGGCAUUGGCUCUAGAUAUGAUAUGGAACAAUAUGGAGCUGCGAAAUCUUGCGCUGGAGAACCAUGGAGACUUGGCCGAUCCAACGGCCUUGCCUUUAAUCGACUCAAUACACUCCCUAACCCAGUUAACAGAAACCAAGCUGGGGCAAACGGCCAAAGAAGAAAGACUGAGUCGCAAACAACUUAGAACCGCCUGGUACGAGAACGCCGAAAUGCAGAAACAGCUCUCAGAGCUCACAACCAAAAUUGAAAGACAGGGAGACGAGGGCGAAAGUAAAAUUGUUCAGUCGAUGCAGUUGGUGCGCUCCUACCAGAACAAGAUACUCUCCCACAUCCAAACGGUAAAGCGAACCAUCAAGGAAAGAGUUGAAAACUCCGAGAAGACAAUGUACGGGGAGUCCACCGCGAGCUUGGUGCGUCAGGCGAAUCUGUCGAGCGACGCCAAAACCGUCACCAACCAGUACGAGGCGGUUCUCUCCCAGCAUCUAAACGUCGAGAAGAAGCUGCGCGCGAAAAGGCUGAAGGUCGAAACUCAACUCGCCAACUGGCUGAGCAAGUACGACGCGGACAUGGGGGAGCGACAGGCGGAGUUCGAGCACCUCGACGACAUCUACAAUCGGCAGAAGGAGAGCAUGGACCUCCUGCGGGUUAUGGUCGCGGAGCAGCAGGCCGAAUACGAGGCGCUCUGGACCGAGAGGCUGGAGGAGGGCUUGGCGAAUCUCAGAGUGAAUCGCGCCGCGCGAAUCAUUCAGAGAUGCUGGCGCAAGUAUCGCGCGAAGAAGCUCGCCGCGAAACGUGGCAAAAGUGAUAAGAAGAAGAAAAAGAAGAAAGGGAAGUGA
Messenger RNA from Photinus pyralis (common eastern firefly), 1113 nucleotides. RefSeq names its product dynein regulatory complex protein 10-like. The transcript has 4 exons. The coding region runs from base 1 to 1113 and encodes 370 amino acids. NCBI's taxonomy places the organism in Eukaryota, Metazoa, Arthropoda, Insecta, Coleoptera, Lampyridae. The record is from RefSeq and is a predicted model, not a curated record.